UUUCUGAGCGUUAUUUCAUUUUCAAGGCUAAUGGACAUUGUUGAUUGGUGAUGAAGGUGUGAGGAAGUAAAGUUAUGGCUUAGGUUUCUCUUCGAAGCUGUUACACACAAACUAUAAUACAAUCUUUCGAAGCUACUACUCAUGGCCAUGGCCUUUCAGAUUAUAGCUUCUUCUUCAUCACCAACGAUUACAAAAUCUCACCUUUUCUCUUACCAUCAUCAUCCUCCUCUGCAAUCUUGUUAUAAAGCUUCGAAAUCUAAUCUCUCAUCAUGUUUUUCUCUAUUGGGUUCUUCUCGUUUCUCACCUUACAUUGGUUUAAAGCAUAUGGGCAUCUCAGUCUCCACUAAAUCUUCAAACCCAGAGAAGAAGAGAAGAUGUAAUAAGAGUAUGGUGAUUCGUGCGUCCCUGUUUGGUGUUGGAGCACCUGAGGCUUUAGUUAUUGGUGUUGUUGCUUUGUUAGUCUUUGGUCCUAAAGGCCUUGCUGAGGUAGCUCGGAAUCUUGGAAAAACCCUGCGUACAUUUCAGCCAACCAUUAGAGAGCUACAGGAUGUUUCAAGAGAUUUCAAAAGUACCCUUGAGCGUGAAAUUGGUCUCGAUGAAAUGUCAACGCCAAACGUGUACAACCAAAACAGAAUGAAUACUGCUCAACCUCCUCCUCCUCCUCCUCCUCCUCCUCCAACAUCAGUUCCUCGAAGUGAAGAUCCUGUGACUGCAACUGACCCCAAUGAUGUUCAAUCACCAAAAGCUUACACAACCGAGGAAUACCUCAAGAUCACUGAAGAGCAACUAAAAGCUUUGUCAACCGGUGAAGGCCAAACAGAGGACCAAUCUCUGACUCAAGAACCGCUACAACAACCCGCAACUGUACAAACACCAACUGGAGAAAGCCAGCCCAAUGUUACAGCGAGAGAAACAACAGCUGCAUCUCCUCCAAGGCAAGAUUGAAAGCACCAGAGUUUGACUUGUAGUGUUAAAAGCAUAAGCCUCUCUCAAUACAUAUUGGGAAGCUUCGGAGGGAAUUUUUUUGAUCUGCCAAAAGAGAAGAAGCUCUGGACAUUCUCACAAAGCUUGUAUGUGCAUCUUGAUGGAUUGAAAAUAUCAGAAUCUGUCUCAGUUGUGUAGUAUUUAUGUUCCUAUUAGUUUCUAUUCAUAAUGACAAUUGAGUUCAUUAGGUAAAUCAUAAUGAACUGACUAAAUUA
Messenger RNA from Capsella rubella, 1199 nucleotides. RefSeq names its product sec-independent protein translocase protein TATB, chloroplastic. Gene Ontology annotation, cellular component: membrane. Gene Ontology annotation, biological process: protein transport by the Tat complex. The transcript has 6 exons. NCBI's taxonomy places the organism in Eukaryota, Viridiplantae, Streptophyta, Magnoliopsida, Brassicales, Brassicaceae. The record is from RefSeq and is a predicted model, not a curated record. The coding region runs from base 142 to 945 and encodes 267 amino acids.